Messenger RNA from Parnassius apollo (apollo), 2517 nucleotides. The record is from the annotation of a GenBank genome assembly. Lineage: Eukaryota; Metazoa; Arthropoda; Insecta; Lepidoptera; Papilionidae.
AUGCUUGUACAACGAACAAGCCUUUUACUAUGUUUGUGGGUGGGCCUGUUGGCCACAUGUUGGGCACAACGCGCGGAACAACUGCUUGCUCAGAAUCCGUGUUCGAGUAAAACCACUUGCAGCGAUUGCAUUCGAACCGCCAGCUGUGCGUGGUGCUUCGCCCCCGAGUUCAAUGGACCGCGGUGUUUCAACCCCGCCAUGGAAGGCGGGACGGCCGGUUGCGACGAAGCUUAUAUUUUCAACCCAGAUAACCAACGUUCUAUUGAUCCAAUGUUUAACAAAGAGUUGACUAGAGCACGGGGCCGCAUGGGUAUGGGCAUGGAAUCAUCGUUCUAUGAGGAAUCUUUUAGCAGCAGCAGUACUAGCUUUAAGGGAGGAAGCGGCUACAACAUGGCUGGCGGAGGAGCCGCUUUUGGUGAAAAUUUGGUCCAAAUAAAGCCGCAGAGAGUAAAAAUGCAAUUAAGAAUGAAUCAAAUGCAAAAGAUGACAUUCUCAUACGCCCAAGCUCAGGACUAUCCAGUGGAUCUUUACUAUCUUAUGGACCUUAGCAGGUCUAUGAAAAACGACAAGGACAAGCUGAGUUCACUUGGUAGUUUACUCUCAAGUACAAUGAGGAACAUCACUUCGAACUUCCGAAUCGGUUUUGGUUCAUUUGUCGACAAGCUCGUCAUGCCCUACGUGUCUACUGUACCGAAAAAUUUGAUUUCACCGUGCGACGGCUGUGCGGCACCUUAUGGUUUUAAGAAUCAAAUGUCGCUUAGCAAUGAUACAAAUUUCUUCGAUAAAGCAGUGGCAGGCGCUGACGUGUCGGGUAACUUAGACGCACCGGAAGGUGGUUUCGACGCCAUAAUGCAGGCUAUUGUGUGUCAGCGGGAAAUCGGAUGGCGCGAAAAAGCCCGUCGACUGCUCGUGUUCUCCACUGACGCGGGUUUCCAUUACGCCGGCGAUGGAAAGCUUGGCGGAAUCGUACAACCUAAUGAUGGAGAAUGUCACAUGGAGAAUAAUUCAUACACACACUCGACUAUACAAGAUUAUCCCAGUAUUUCUCAAAUUAAUCUCAAGGUGAAGGAGCAUGCUAUCAAUGUAAUCUUUGCUGUAACAGCGGAACAGAUAAGUGUUUACGAGCAACUGAGUAAGCACAUCCAAGGAUCAAGCAGUGGUAUUCUCAGCGAAGACUCUGAUAAUGUGGUGGAUCUUGUACGGGAACAGUAUAAUAAAAUAACGUCGACUGUGGAGAUGAAACAUACGUCUAGUGAUGCUGUGCAGCUCGCGUAUUACUCAUCAUGUCUAGGUAGCAAGGACAACGUCGUACAGACUAACACGUGUGAUGGUUUGAAGGUGGGCGAUGUCGUCGAGUUCACAGCUGAAAUAACUUUAAAAGAGUGUCCUAAAGACCCUAGCAAGUGGAAGGAAACUUUCACCAUUUAUCCUGUUGGUAUGUCGGAGAGCCUGACAGUUGAGUUGGAGAUGCUGUGCGACUGUCCCUGUGAACAUCCAGGACAUCAUGCGUACAGCGACAGCCCGCUGGUGUGCAGUGGGCAGGGCACGUGGGCGUGCGGCGUGUGCGUGUGCGGCGCGGGCCGCUUCGGCAAGCGCUGCGAGUGCUCGGCACAGGGCGGCGCGUCGCUGGAGCAGGAGCGCGGCUGCCGGCCCGCCAACGCCUCCAGCGGCCCGCUCUGCUCCAACCGCGGCGCCUGCAUCUGCGGCGUCUGCGAGUGCAACAAGCUCGACGACCCGCUCAAGGUUAUAUCCGGCCCCUUCUGCGAGUGCGACAACUUCACAUGCGACAUGAACAAGGGUAAACUGUGCUCCGGUCCAGAAAACGGAGAGUGCGUCUGUGGAAAAUGUAGUUGCAAACCUGAAUAUACUGGGCCCGCUUGCCAAUGUUUGAAGGACGAAUCGCCGUGUCGUGCAUCCAAUGGAAAAAUCUGCAGUGGCCACGGAAAAUGUGUAUGCGGCCAGUGUGUUUGUGAUGUCGACGAGGAUCGCCACUACUCUGGAAUAUAUUGCGAAAAGAGCCCCGCUUUACCUGGAAAAUGUAUGGAUUUCCAAGAAUGCGUUCUUUGUCAAGUGCACAAGCGUGGUCGACUUUACAAUCCCGACGAGCCAAAGGAGUGCGGAAAAUGCGACUUGCAACCCGUUAUUGAAGAGGGCAAAAUUGAAGUUAAUGAAACUUUGUACGAACAUCUGUGCAAUUUCUACGACGAUGAUGAUUGCCUCUAUGUUUUUAUUUAUUCAUACAAUGGAACAGAGCACUUGCACAUUAGAGCACAAAAAGAAAAUGUUUGUCCAAGAAAGGUUUUCAUCCUCGGAAUUGUGCUCGGUGUAAUAGCGGCCAUUGUGCUGGUAGGACUGGCGUUGUUAAUGUUGUGGAAGAUGGUCACCACGAUACACGAUCGACGAGAGUUCGCUCGUUUCGAGAAAGAACGAAUGAUGGCAAAAUGGGAUACGGGCGAGAAUCCAAUUUACAAACAAGCAACUUCAACAUUCAAAAAUCCAACAUAUGCUGGAAAUUAA